AACGCAAAGACCUGUUGUUUUAAAGAAAAAAAACGGAUCAAACUUUUUUUUUUUUAAAUUUACUGCUUCAGCAUCAGUCACACGAUACCAGACGACGUAGGAAGGUAGACGUAACGGUUUAGAAACUUUUUCUUUCUGGUUUUGGUGUCGCUUCAAGCCUAACACGUUAAUUCUGCUUCAGUAGUCAGUUGUAUACCAGUUGUGCCGCGAAAGCUCACAAAAUGUCGCCGAAAUUACAGUUUUCUGCCAUUUUCUGGUGCGUAACAGGUGUUCUGGCGUCUUUCGCCCAAGAAUGUGGCCGAGCACCGGUAAUAGAGAACAGGAUUGUGGGAGGGAUGGACUCCGCAGAUGGGGCUUGGCCGUGGCAGGUAGAUAUACAGACAGAGGCUGCUGGUCACAUCUGUGGAGGCUCCAUCAUCACAAAGAACUGGGUCCUAUCAGCCGCUCACUGUUUCCCCAAUCCAUCUGACGUGAGCUCGUACAUCAUCUACGUUGGCCGGUACCAGCUGAACGGCUUCAACCCACACCAGUCGGUGCAUCGUGUGAGCCAGGUGGUGAUCCCGUCCGGUUACACGGAGCCUCACAGUGGGAAGGAUUUGGCGCUGGUGCAGCUAUCCAGCCCAGUAACCUGGUCAGAUCAUGUCCGUCCCAUCUGCCUGCCUGCCUCUGGCACCUUGUUCCCAAGUGGCAUGCAGUGCUAUGUCACUGGCUGGGGAAACAUUCGAGUUGAUGUCCCUCUGCAAGGAGUAGGGACUCUGCAGGAAGUGCAGGUGCCAAUCAUCUCCCAGAGUUCAUGUCAGGAGAUGUACCGGAUGCACCCGACGGAGAAGGUGGACAUCUUGUAUGACAUGAUCUGCGCUGGAUACCAGGAGGGCGGCAAAGACUCCUGCCAGGGCGAUUCAGGAGGGCCCCUUGUCUGCCAGAUGGUGAAUGGGACCUGGGUGCAGGCUGGAGUGGUGAGUUUUGGAUUGGACUGUGCCCAGCCAAACCAGCCAGGUGUGUAUACCAGGCUAACCAGCUACUCAAGCUUCAUCCGCUACUCGAUACCAGAGAUCCGGCUGCAUGGCAGAGCCAAUCACAACUGGUGUGGGAGGGCUGCUGUGUUGAUUGGCUGUCUGUCCACUCUACUGAUCCUGCUGCAGAGAUGAGACACUUGGAAAACUGGAUUUCCAGAUGGUAGAAUCCAAACCAGGCCAAAUGAAGGAGGAUAUUCAUUGCAAAUGUCUGACGUGUCCAGAGUGGUCCUGAAUAGUCAAACUAGACUACUGUUACUUGUAUCUGAUGUGCACAUGAAGCCAUAUUGAAUGUGAAAUGUAAUAUAAUCAUUUUUAGAGCUAUAACUCAGCAUUAUGAUCUUUGAUUCAAGUAGUUUGAUAUGUUUGUAUUUUAAAUCAGAAAUAUGAGCUAAAUGAAUUGUCUUCUGCAUUUGAAAUAAAAUAUGAAUUUGAUUAUUAA
Molecule: messenger RNA, 1455 nt
Organism: Thunnus maccoyii (southern bluefin tuna)
Lineage: Eukaryota; Metazoa; Chordata; Actinopteri; Scombriformes; Scombridae
Exons: 6
Coding region: 222-1148 (308 amino acids)
Biological process (GO): proteolysis
Molecular function (GO): serine-type endopeptidase activity
Source: RefSeq, a predicted model, not a curated record